Molecule: messenger RNA, 1178 nt
Organism: Tripterygium wilfordii
Lineage: Eukaryota; Viridiplantae; Streptophyta; Magnoliopsida; Celastrales; Celastraceae
Product: NDR1/HIN1-like protein 13
Exons: 1
Coding region: 132-908 (258 amino acids)
Cellular component (GO): plasma membrane
Source: RefSeq, a predicted model, not a curated record
UACUCUUCAAGACUCCAAGUCCCAUACAAAGCCAAACACCUAAAUAUUUUCUUUCUUUAAAUACCAAAACAAUCCCUCUCUCCUCCCCCCCCUCUCUCUCUCUCUCCCCCACCGCACUAAACACAAUUAACAUGGCAGACAGGGUAUACCCUUCUGCCAAACCACCCACCACCAAUACUACCGCCACACCAAUGACGGCCAACCCUGCUUUUCCCGCCACCAAAGCCCAGCUCUACGGCGCAUCCCGCCCCCCCUACCGCCCCCAACCCAACCACCGUCGCCACCGCCGGGGCUGCUGCUGCUCCUGCUGUCUCUGGACAACCUUCAUCAUCAUCGCGCUCCUCGUCCUAAUCGCCGUCGCCGGCGCCGUCCUCUACGUAAUCUACCGCCCCCACCGCCCUUCUUUCACCGUUUCCGGCCUCAAAGUCUCUUCCCUCAACCUCACCUCAUCAUCGAAACUAGUUUCCAACAUCAAUCUCAACAUCACAACACGAAACCCCAACAAAAAUCUCGUGUACAUCUACAAUCCGACAACAAUCUCUGUCACUACAGACGACGGAAUUGAUAUCGGCACCGGUUCAAUUCCUUCGUUCAAGCACGGCACGAAGAACAUAACCUUAUUGACUGCUUCAAUUACGAGUAAUACAAAUCAAGCACUCGAUGAUGCGUCUGCUAAGAAGUUGAGAUCGGAUUUGAAGACCAAGAGUGGUGUUCCGUUGAAGAUUAAGCUUGAGACCAAAGUGAAAGUGAAGAUUGGAGGAGUGAAGAGUCCGAAAGUAAGGAUUAGAGUAACUUGUGAUGGAAUCAAGGCUACUGCUCCGACUGGUAAAGCUGCAACCAUGGCUUCCACUUCUAAUGCUAAGUGUAAGGUCGAUUUGAGAUUCAAGAUCUGGAAAUGGACUUUCUGAGCUUUUACAAACCAAAAGGCAAAAACAGGGCUGUCAGCUGUGGAUGGUGGUGUUUUUUUCUUUAUUUAUUUAAUUUGGUGUUAUUAUUUUUCUUUAAAUAAUUUUUUUUGUUUCUUGGUUUUGAUAUAUGUGUUUGUAAAUGAUAAUGUUUUGUUAUUUUUAUAUAAUGUAGGGGACAAAAUUUAUUUGGCUAGGGUAAAAGGGUGUGUAUUUUUUUGCUCUCUUUUAAAUAUUACUCUUCUAAAUAACUUUGACAUUAUUUUAUUUUUU